AUGUCUGAAACUGAAGAAGUCAGAACUCCUCUACAACAAAAACUUGAUGAAUUUGGAGAACAACUUUCUAAAGUGAUAUCUGUUAUUUGUGUUGCAGUAUGGGCAAUUAAUAUUGGACACUUCAAUGAUCCUGCUCAUGGUGGUUCCUGGAUUAAAGGAGCUGUUUACUAUUUUAAAAUUGCCGUAGCUCUUGCUGUUGCUGCCAUUCCAGAAGGUUUACCUGCUGUUAUCACAACUUGUUUAGCUUUGGGAACUAGGAGAAUGGCAAAAAAGAAUGCUAUUGUAAGAUCAUUGCCUUCAGUAGAAACCUUAGGUUGCACAUCUGUUAUUUGCUCAGAUAAAACUGGUACAUUGACCACAAAUCAGAUGUCUGUUAGCAGGUUCUUCAUUUUGGACAAAGUUGAAGAUGGUGAAAACACAUUCUUAGAGUUCGAAGCUACUGGCUCCACAUAUGAACCAAUUGGUGAAGUGUGAGUAAAGUAGUUUUUUACAUAAAUUAUGUAAACCUUUGGCAGAUAAAAGUUUUAAUUGU
Centruroides sculpturatus (bark scorpion) is the source of this 532-nucleotide messenger RNA. RefSeq names its product calcium-transporting ATPase sarcoplasmic/endoplasmic reticulum type-like. The record is from RefSeq and is a predicted model, not a curated record. Lineage: Eukaryota; Metazoa; Arthropoda; Arachnida; Scorpiones; Buthidae. The transcript has 4 exons. Gene Ontology annotation, biological process: calcium ion transmembrane transport; intracellular calcium ion homeostasis. Gene Ontology annotation, molecular function: ATP hydrolysis activity; P-type calcium transporter activity; ATP binding. Gene Ontology annotation, cellular component: membrane. Bases 1 to 474 code for a protein of 157 amino acids.